Beta vulgaris subsp. vulgaris (sugar beet) is the source of this 3257-nucleotide messenger RNA. RefSeq names its product E4 SUMO-protein ligase PIAL2. The record is from RefSeq and is a predicted model, not a curated record. The transcript is spliced from 17 exons. The coding region runs from base 207 to 2912 and encodes 901 amino acids. Gene Ontology annotation, molecular function: zinc ion binding; SUMO ligase activity. Lineage: Eukaryota; Viridiplantae; Streptophyta; Magnoliopsida; Caryophyllales; Amaranthaceae. Gene Ontology annotation, biological process: protein sumoylation.
ACGCACCACAUUUCACCCUUAAAAUAAACUCCAUCGCACACAAUCACCAUUUCCAGUCUCUUCACCUUCUUCUUCUUCGUUUAUAAGUCGGUGCAUCACGCAUUCUGCAUUCACACUUCCCGGCAAGUGUCGGAGGAGAGAGAAUUUAGAGAGAGAAACUAGAGAGAGAGGAUUGAGAGAGAGAUAGAGAGAGAAAAGAGAAGGUGAUGAGCAUUAUUAGUGGUGCGGUGAAGCAAACUCCUGCACCUGGAAACGACGGCGUUUCAAAGAAAAGUCAAAUCGAGUUAUCGCUUGAAGUCAACGCUUGUCGUGUUUUAAUGGUGGCGGAGCAACUCACUAUGUGCGCACAAGCCUCUGAUCAACACGAGAAGUUCCACCAUCUUUGUCUUGCUCUUUCCAGUGAGCUGGACAAUGUGGUAGAUGAAGCUCUCCAACAUAAUCAAGAUUAUCCAGGAGGCAAUUGCCAACAUGUUCUAAGGGGGAUAGAUUAUGGGCUUGCAAACAAUGAGGUGCCUUCCCACGCUUCAAAGUUGCCACCAGUUUUGAAAAUGGUGUGUAACCGGAGAGAUGAUUUCUUUCUGCAAGCAGCUAUAAUGGUGCUUAUGAUCUCUGUAAAGAAUGCUUGCAAACUUGGAUGGUUUAGUGCUAAGGACACAGACGAACUUUUGACUCUUGCAGAUGAGGUUGCAAGCUUUUUUGUCACUAAAAAAGACACUAAUGCUGAAGUGUGUAAUUUUCUGCCAACUGUUUCUACUGUAAUUUCCAGGUUUUAUCCCCGUUUUAAACUAGGUCAAGUAAUUGCGUCCCUUGAAGUCGAGCCAGGAUACGGGACCCACUUAGUUGAUUUUCACAUCACAAAGGACACAAUAAUCUCGAAAGACGAGAAAAUUUACUUGUUCGUGGCAAUGAAAGACAAUACAGAAACGUCUUCUUGUAUCAUUAGUCCUCAGAAAGUGAAUGUAUUGCUCAAUGGCAAUGGUGUGGAUCAUCGAAAUACCGUUUCAAUGGAUCAUGGACCUCAGCUUCCGACUAUGGUUAAUCGCUCCCUUAAAUAUGGAAUAAAUCUCCUUCAAGUGGUUGGACAAUUUAAUGGCCGUUAUGUUUUCGUCAUUGCUCUUAUGAGUGUUACACCAUCUUCUGGUCUUCCAUUUCCUCUAGAUUAUGAUCAGCCUGUCUCUGCUGCACUAAGCUCAGAUUCUGAGAUUAUUGAAGGGCCAUCACGGGUUAGUCUUAAUUGCCCCAUUAGUAAAACACGCAUCACAACACCGGUGAAAGGAAACUUUUGCAAGCACUACCAGUGUUUUGACUUAUGCAACUAUGUUGAGAUGAAUUCAAAACGACCAAACUGGCGGUGUCCAAGUUGUAAUCGACCUGUCUGUUUCACUGAUCUUCGUGUUGACCAGAAGAUGGCCAAGGCGCUAAAAGAGGUGGGGGGAAAUGUUUCUGAGGUGAUUAUAUCUGCAGACGGGUCAUGGACAUCUGUUUCCAGUGACAAGCAUAAAGAUGAGUCACAUGAUAAAACCUCAGCUAACCAGGAGGAAGGGCAUGAGCUGGAGGAGUCUUCUACCAUAUUCAGUGCUCUUGACAUUUUGUAUGAUCUAACUGGAGAUGAUGACGAGAUGGACACAUGUGAAGCAGUAGAUAUGAAACCUGUAGUCCAUCAUAAUGUUCAGGGUCAAUCUGUUCCUUCAAAUUUAACGCCACCACUAAUAUCUAGAAGUACCAUGGAACCGAGUCAAUUUUCUUCUGCACAAGCUGCACUGUUGUUUAAUUCUCUCUCUGCUGGCUUUAACAUCAGGCCGCAAGCACACCCUGGUGUUACUUUGGGGACCUUCAGUAAUAGUGGGCUAACUCCAGUAUUGACAGAUGCAGUUUCUCCUGCACUAAACAGACAGCCGGAUAACUUUCAAGGGACUAAUUAUCCAACAAGUUCUAGGUAUGCUCAAAUUACAGUGCCUGGUCCCACUAGUUUGCAGCUGCAAGAUGCAGUAUAUUCACAGACAAUGAUGAACAAUAUGCAUCUGAUACCCAGAAAUGUCACAAGAGUUUCAUCAGCUAUCCAGGCCCUUCCAGUUCCGAUGCCUACUACAAAUAUGCAGCAGCAUUCAAGACCUACUGUGAGCAUACCUGCAGCAAAUGCGUCGUCUGUUCUUAGCCAAGGGUCUCCUGUCAGGUCGAAUAUGCAUUCUGCUAGCUCUUAUGGCAGCAAUGUCGAAAGGCAAUGGCAUUUACCUGUCAGUCCUCUUAACAUGUCAAACAUGGCCUCAAUUCCACCGCAAAAUCGCUCUGCUUCCCCAGGUGUUCGCCUUUCAACAACAAAUCAUAACAUGUAUACACCUCAAGCCCCUCAACAAUUGAGCCAACCACCACAUCUUAUGCGCACAUCACAACUUCCUCGUAAUCAUUCGAUACAGCAUGGAGUUACCCCCAGAGUGGGGGCUAGCAAUUCACCAAGCACUCUCCAGCGUGUGCAGCUCCCACAAGCUUCUCAAGUGAGACACUCACAAACCAUGCCUCUCCAGACACAAGCUGUCAGGAUGCCAUCAUCAUCGCCUCUGAAUAUGGGAACACCUCAGGCAGUCUCUAGGUCUGAAAACUUAAUUGAUUUACAAUUGGACCACAACUGGAGACCCACUGGUCGAAUGCGAGGAGCACUCACAGGAGAUGCUUACUCUAAGGCUUUGAACCAAUAUAUGGGUCAGGCUGCACAACCAGCUCAGGCUCCUAGUCCUAGUCCUAGUCCUAGUCCUAGACCAUCUGUAUCUUCAGCAUCUCCAAUGCUACCUAAUAUCCAAGUCCUGCUAGCCAAUAGAAGGGUUGCUUCUGAAAUGCAUGAUAGACAAGGAACUGGUGCGUCCACCGUCUCUGGAACUCCUGGCACACGAGCAGAAGGGCCUCCAGGGGUAAAUUAAUUUAACAUAAUGUCUUUAGUGGUAUUCUUUUUGUGAUAGUUGUGAAUUAGCAUACUGUUUUUGUGCCUCACGGUGUGUAAGCUGAUCCCUGGUGUAGGCUUUGAUGUUUAAGUUGCCCGUCUCGAAUAGUCUUGGUUUAUUUGCUAGCUGCUAUAAUGCUUGAGAUUAUGGGCUUAGAAAAUAGAUUUCUUCUUAGAAAUCACAUGUUUCCUUGUGAAGGUUAUUUUGAUGGAUGUAUAUUUUGUUUAUAUGUACAGUGCUAUCAUGAGAGAAAGGUGAAUGUCAGUUUGCUAUCAGUGUUGGAAAAAAAGUUAUGUAUAGUGAUAGCUAUUUUCCGGUGUUCUA